AUGGUCAGCAGUAGCAGUGGGACGCCGCCACCGCCUCGAAAGGGCAACGGUCCGAGGAGGUCAGGCAUACCUCGUCGGGUCUCUCAGGCUGCCAGCAGAGGAUUGAUCCUGAACGAGACAGACGAUGAGGAGAACGACGACAAGGAAAAUUCGCAUGACGCGUCUGGCGACUUGACCCUCACGGAUCUGAGAGGCCCGCCACCUGUCGCUCCAUCUCGCCCAAACGCUUCCAAGCCACGCGUUCCAGGAGGUGCUUCAGCACUGAGCAAGUCUAGGAUGGCUUCAGUCUCAGCGUCCAGAAGGGGAGGAGAUGCUCCUGGUGGCCCCUCUUCGGAUGCCAACGCUCACGCUGCCUCAGGCAACGAUCUCACCUCAUCGCGUCGCACAGGAGGCGUCGCAGCUCUGGCUAGAUCCCAUGGACCCCGCCGCAGCCUGGGAGCGAGCUUGAAUGCUGCUGCGGCAGCGAGCGAUGCUGCUCAUGAAGGGGCCGCAAAGGAGGUGGUCAAGCUAAAUGUCGACUCGACCAGCUUUGAAGAGUGGAUGAAGAUGGCUACGGAUAAUGUGAGUGAUCAUAGCUGCGAGUGUCUGGCGCCACCCCUUUGCUAACAACGCUCGCCCUGGCUGUGGCAGAAAAUCAAUUCGACCAACACUUGGUCCUUUGCCCUCAUCGAUUACUUCCACGACAUGUCGCUGCUGCGGUCAGACACGGGCGAUGGGACCAUCAACUUUCAGAAAGCGUCAUGUACCCUGGAUGGAUGCAUCAAGGUUUGGACAUCUCGAGUGGACAGCGUGGUCGUCGAGACAGGCAAGUUGCUGUCUGGCUUGCAAGAUGACGUGGAGGGCAAGAAGGGUCGCUCUGGAAAGGACGGCGAUGACGAAGAAGGCGAGGAUGGCGAAGAUGACGAGGGAAGUGGAGCUGGAGGAAAGAAGAAAAAGCGCAGCAAAGCUAAAGAGGCAACGCUGGUCAAGUCUUUCAACCAGAUCGCUGCUAAGCGCCUCGACUUGGAAUUCACCGUAGACCCUCUGUUCAAGAAGACGAGCGCAGACUUCGACGAAGGUGGAGCUGGAGGGUUGCUCAUGAAUCACCUCGGCGUAGAUGGCAAAGUUCGGAUCGUAUUUGAUGCUGGCGAUGUAGCCGACGUGACCGACGGUGCCGAAGAACAAGUGGCCGAAGAUGUUUCCGAGAGGGAAAAGACGCCGAUGCCCGAGGCAGAAGCUCAGCAGGAAAGCGUCCGCGAGGAGGAUUUAAUGGACCUCGAAAGUCUUCGCGUUACCCUGUUUGGCGAAGAUGAAGCUGUGUAUGCCGAAGGCGACAGUGCCCUGGGCGCCCUGAUCAAUCACCGGACUGUAUGCCCAACGUUUUCCGCUUUCCGCUUUGCGGCUGAUGACGACACGCCGUUUGGAGCCCUCGCAUCUCACUAUCUUAGCUCUGAAGGUCAUCAAUACGCCGAAGACGACGGAAUGGGCUCCAUCCCGCCAGACAGCGUUGAAGGAGACUUUGGGGGCUUUGACGAUGGCCCCGACGACUUUGGCGGAGAGGGUGUGGACGUCUUCGGUUCUGGAGGGGGAGAGGCAGAUGACGGGGAGUACGACGACAUCUUCGGCAAUGCUGCACCUGGGGCGAGUCAGGGUGUUGGAGGCCACCUUCUUCAUGGAGGCGAAGAGGAUGGAGCAGGGCCCUCAAGUGUAGCCGGUCCAAGCGGUCAAGGCGCUGGCUUUGGGUCUGGUCUAGCGGGCCCGGGAGAUCGAGGUCUGCAGCUCGCGUUCAAGAACCCAGAAGAUGCCGAUGGAGAAGGCGCUGCGGAAGGAGACAUGUUCGAUUACUUUGAUCGGCAACUCACCAAGAAUUGGGCGGGGCCAGAGCAUUGGAAGAUGCGCAAAGGAGUGUUUGGCAGCGUUCCAAACGCUGGCAAAGGUAUGUCGUGUUCUCUGUGA
Molecule: messenger RNA, 1935 nt
Organism: Ceraceosorus bombacis
Lineage: Eukaryota; Fungi; Basidiomycota; Exobasidiomycetes; Ceraceosorales; Ceraceosoraceae
Source: the annotation of a GenBank genome assembly